UACGUUACUUUCUCUCCAAACCCCCCAAAGAGAAAAUUUUCAAAUUCUCUGGAAAAUAGGAUUUGCACAGCUCACAUCCCAACCAAUCACUCACUCUCUCUCCCCCGAAGAAGCUCCAUCUACAGUGAAAGCUGAUUAUUGUUAUAAUAUACCCAGAACCAGAAGAACCGAAUUCUUCUCCCUUCUUCCUCCUUAUUCCUUCAUGCCGAUUCUUGCAGAUCGCUGAGAUCAAUUGGGUUUUCGUUUUGAGGAAAUGCUCUGCAGAAAGGAUUCGGUCAAGAUCGGCAGUGGAUCGGUGCCUGUUUACCUUAAUGUCUACGAUCUCACCUCCAUUAAUGGCUACACCUACUGGCUGGGCCUCGGCGUCUACCAUUCCGGCGUUCAAGUUCAUGGAGUGGAGUACGCGUUCGGGGCGCACGAGUAUCCGACGACGGGGAUUUUCGAAGGGGAGCCGAGGCAGUGCGAUGGGUUCACGUUCAGGAAGGCGGUAUUGAUCGGAUGGACGGAGAUGGGACCGGCGGAGGUGAGGGCGGUGAUGGAGGAGCUGGCGGAGGAGUACAAGGGAAAUGCCUACAAUUUGAUCACCAAGAACUGCAACCAUUUCUGCAGUGACGCUUGUCUUCGACUCAGCGGCAAUCCCAUCCCCAGUUGGGUCAAUCGCCUCGCCAGGAUCGGUUUGUUUUGCAUUUGUAUUAUUCCGGUGAGCUUAAAAGUUGGUCACCAUGGGAUCGAAGAUAAAGUGGUGUGCCAAGCCCAAGUAGAGGAGAAGAAACUGGGAAGCGGUUCAAAUAGGUUUACUUCAUCUUCAAACUCCUCGUCUUCGACGUCGUCAUCUCCGGCUCCAGGGACAACCAGAAGAAGUAGAAGCAGAAGCCGACGGGGGGUUCUUCCAUCGUCGCCGUUGAUCAUUAGCCCCCCUCUGUCAUGAUUAUAAUCAGCAACAGCAAGAGAAUUGCUUGCUCUUGCUGAAACUGUUCUUGCAAUCUCCAUUGAUUUUCUGCUUUUGACUGAAGACUUGCAAUUAUGAAAGAAGUUUCUUGGGAAGGCUUGCAGUGCAGUUUGCGUCUCACAAACUACUAAUUUCACUCUUCUUCUUUUUUCGUUUUUUUAACAGCCAUCGAACUACUAAAAGCUAUUAAAUUUGAUUGCCAAGCCGAGCCAUAGCAGUGCUCCCAAGAACCUGUGUUUCUGGGAAUACUAAUAAAAACUUGAUUUCCAUAAUUCCAUA
This is a messenger RNA of Diospyros lotus (date-plum), 1228 nucleotides long. Its product is annotated as deSI-like protein At4g17486. The transcript is spliced from 3 exons. Gene Ontology annotation, biological process: protein deubiquitination. NCBI's taxonomy places the organism in Eukaryota, Viridiplantae, Streptophyta, Magnoliopsida, Ericales, Ebenaceae. Bases 254 to 928 code for a protein of 224 amino acids. Gene Ontology annotation, molecular function: deubiquitinase activity. The record is from RefSeq and is a predicted model, not a curated record.